AUGUCCUUCCCGAAGGCUCCGCUAAAACGCUUCAAUGACCCUUCUGGUCGUGUACCUUCUCCAGGAGCUUAUGAUGUCAAAACUUCAGAAAUACCAAAAGGGCCUGUAUCAUUUGAGAAAUCACAACGAUUUAGGAAGCAUCAGGCAGCUUUUAUGGAAAAUCAAGAGGGUAUUAAUAAUGGUAAAGACAGGCCUACAACCACAACUGCAAAAAAUCUGAAACCUUUGGAAUUAAAGACAAAAUCUCAAAAGAAUAUUAAAGAGCUGAAAAAAUUGAAGAUUCAGGAGAAAGAGAUACGUGCCCUAGUCCAAGAGCGAGGAAUUCAGGAUAAACAUCUUCAGGAUCUGGAAGCAGAGUUUGAGAAAAUGGAAGCAAAGCUCAACAUAGCAGUCAGAGAAAAAACAUCUCUCUUAGCGAAUAUUGCAUCUUUGGAAAAGCAGCUUAUUGAAUUAACUAGAGCUAAUGAAAUUCUAAAAAUAAAGUUUUCUGAAGAUGGUAGCCACCAGAAGAAAAUAAGUCUUCUAAGCUUAGAGUUAAUGAAACUGAAGAAUAAGAUGGAAACAAAGAAGAAGAAUGUUGUUGAUAAACAAGAAGGGAAGGAAAUCAAACUAUAUUCGGCACAGAAGAAUCUUCAUUCUCAAGGAAAUUUGGACCAACUAGAGGAAAAAAUAGUUACUUCAGAAAAAGAAAACACUGAAGAAAAAUUAGAAAUUGAAAACCUCUUGAAAUAUAUUACAGAAAUCAGCUGUACAUCAGAUCAAAUGGAAAAAUAUAAGAUGGAUAUUGUCCAAUUAGAAGAGACUUUGAAUCAGAAGAAUCAAGAGAUUUUAAUCCUUAAGCAAUCUCUGGAUGAAAAUGUGGAUGUAUUAUCUAAAAACAUUAAAGACCUGAACACUAGAUGUGAGACACUUGAAAAGGAAAAAGAGGAACUUGUCAAGCAAGACAAAGAACAAGAACAAAAUCUCAAUACUGAGAUACUAAGCUUGAAAAAAAGAUUAACUCUAGAAAAACAAGAAAAUGAAAAGCUGGCACAAAAGCAGACAGAAAUUGAUUCAUGUCUUCAACGAGAACAGGAAUUAUCAUCUAGUCUUAAUCAGAAGCUUUGUCUAUUCCAAGAAGAGAUAAUUAAUGAGAAAAAUCUUUUUGAAGAAGAAUUAAAACAAGUGUUGAGUGAGCUAGAUAAACUGCAACAAAAGGAAGAACAGGCUGAAAGACUGGUGAAGCAACUGGAACAAGAGAAUACAUCCAGAGCUACAGAGCUCCAACUCUUAGAAGAAAAGCUUAAGGGGAAACAGGAUGAAAUUGAGAAAAGCAGUGAAGCACACAAUCAGGCCAUUCUGCACUGGCAGGAAAAAUACAACAAUACAUUACAAAAUCUUAAAGAAGUCACUGCUGAAUUUGAAAGCCAUAAAGUAUCAGUGGCUAAAGAGAUGACGGAUCUAAAGCAUGAGAAUUCAUCACUACAAGGAAAGAAUUCUGAGGCAGAAAAAACAGUUCAGCUUAUUCAGCAGCAAAUGGUGGAGAUUCAGCAUGCUAAAAAUAAAAAGGAUGAAGAAUAUACAAGGAUGUUUCUAGACAUGCAGAGCAAGUUGGCCCUUAAAGAAGAAGAAGUAAGAGAAGCAAUAGCUUCUUCUUUAGAACAGAUAUCUGAUUUACAGAAUAAACUUAAGCAACAAAGUGAAGACUUUAAGAAACAACUUGUAAUGGAAGAAACAAGCAAAACUAGAGAAAAUAAUAUGGAAUUCACGGAAGAUGUGAAAAAAUGGCGUCUCCUUUAUGAAGAACUUUAUAACAAAACAAAGCCUUUUGAGCAACAAUUGGAUGCGUUUGAAGCAGAAAAGAGAGCUUUAUUGAAUGAACAUGGUGCUACACAGGAAGAACUGAAUAAACUUAGUGAAUCAUAUGCCAAAUUAUUGGGUCAUCAGAAUCAAAAGCAAAAAAUCAAACACGUCAUGAAAUUAAAGGAAGAAAAUAACCAGCUUAAAUUGGAGGUUUCUAAACUCCGUUCUCAACUGAAUAAGGAAAAACAAGCAGGGAAAAAACUUCAGGAACAAGUUAAUGAAGCAAAAGGUUUCAAGCGGUUUGAUCCUUCUAAAGCUUUUCAGCAUGAGAGUAAAGAAAACUUUUCUCCCAAAGUACCUUUGAAGGAAGGUAACAGAAAAUGCUACUGAAAUCCUCUGGAGUUUCUAGAAUCAUGAAAGAAGACUUUACAAAUAAUCUAUAAGGACUAUUUAUAAUUUAUUGAUUUUUGGAACACUCAAAUUUAUGAGAUUUUAAUAAUGCUGAUAAUUUAAUAUUUACCUGUAUUUAACUAUAUGAAAAGUAUAUGGUAAUCCAUCAACCUUGACUCCCCAUUUCUAGUGAUAAUAUUCCAUUUUAGUUUUCUUUCUCAGAUUUCUUAAACUUGUUCCUUUCCUUACACAUUACUACUACUACAGUCUACACCCUUAUCAAAUAACUUCAUGUCUAGGUUAUUACAGUAGCCUAUAGCUGGUUCCAUUCUUUAGGUUUCUUUUUCCUCUUUUAAUUCUCUCUGUAUACUGCCAUUAGAUUAAUUUUCCUUAAAAAAUUUAUUGAUAUUAUUUAUUCUUCCAGUACAAUCUGUUGCUUUGUUAUUGCACUGUUACAGCCAAAAAGAAAAAAAAAGAUAAAAUUAAAAUACUCAACUUAAUAUCUUGUAUGAUUGUAUUUAGAGUGAAUUACUAAAUUAGAGCUACUUAUUGCAGCAUUUU
Messenger RNA from Gracilinanus agilis (Agile Gracile Mouse Opossum), 2733 nucleotides. It is a transcript of the gene HMMR, whose product is annotated as hyaluronan mediated motility receptor. Bases 1 to 2172 code for a protein of 723 amino acids. The record is from RefSeq and is a predicted model, not a curated record. Gene Ontology annotation, molecular function: hyaluronic acid binding. The transcript is spliced from 18 exons. Gene Ontology annotation, cellular component: membrane. Lineage: Eukaryota; Metazoa; Chordata; Mammalia; Didelphimorphia; Didelphidae.